Molecule: messenger RNA, 287 nt
Organism: Paramecium pentaurelia
Lineage: Eukaryota; Ciliophora; Oligohymenophorea; Peniculida; Parameciidae
Source: the annotation of a GenBank genome assembly
AUGUCGCAGCACUUGAGCAAUUUACACAUGGUGACUAACAAAUAUUACAGCUGCUUGAUUCCAAGUAAUAGCCUUCAAUACACUUAGAGCAACUUGAAUUUCCAGAUUACGAACAUUCUGUGCAGGGCGAUUCGCAAGAUUGACAAGUCUUACUUGAACUGAUGUAAUAGGAUCCAACAACACAACUUAAGCAAGCCGAAGCGGAUUCGCAAGUGUCACAUGGGGAUGAGCAUUGUUAGCAGGAAUUAUUAUUCAAAAAGUAUUUGGAAUUGCAAGAUAAACAAUGA